This is a messenger RNA of Nanorana parkeri, 1773 nucleotides long. It is a transcript of the gene KLHL42, whose product is annotated as kelch like family member 42. The transcript is spliced from 4 exons. Lineage: Eukaryota; Metazoa; Chordata; Amphibia; Anura; Dicroglossidae. The coding region runs from base 266 to 1717 and encodes 483 amino acids. Gene Ontology annotation, molecular function: protein binding. The record is from RefSeq and is a predicted model, not a curated record.
UGGGUUCUCAGUUCGCUGUCAGUAUGGGGAGGAGGCAGUGGGUUGGGUUCUCAGUUCGCUGUCAGUAUGGGGAGGAGGCAGUGGGUUGGGUUCUCAGUUGUGUGUCAGUAUGGGGAGGAGGCAGUGGGUUGGCUCUGCACUGCAGUCUUCAGGAAGUGAAUUGCUGGGAUUUGCUCUGCACAGAUGAAGCGGGAAUAAGGAGGCCUCUGUGUAUACAGUGUACAGAGAGGGUGUGUGAUGUCCUCCACAAGAAGAGGUAGGUGGGAUGUCCUCGGUGCAAACGGUGCAGAUCCUCCUGGGAUCCAGAUGUUACCUUGUCCCCCGCGACCAGCUGGUGGCUCAAAGUGGCUUCUUCCAAGCUCUUUUCCGCUCAGGGAUGAGGGAGAGUACCGAUGAAGUGGUGACUUUGCAUGGACUUACCCAUGAGGGCCUUGAGGGCGUCCUGCGUCACAUCACGGGGGGACCAGUGCAGCCAUGCAGCCCUGUGGAAGAAAAAAAGUGUGGCCCUAAAGCACUUACCGACGAGUGUCCAUCAGGCCAAGAUGAGCCAAGCUUUGUCCAGGAAGCCCUGUCACAAGGCCCUAUGCAGGCAUUGGUGGAAGCUGCCUGUUAUUUGCAGGUCCAGGGUCUGUUGUCUUUCUUGCAGUCCUCAUUGUCAGAGGACACUUGCCUGGACCUCCUGGACGUGUCGCAGCUCCAUGGCCAGUGGGAUCUGGCUGAAGCCUGCCUCCGUUACAUGGCUGUUCACUACCACUGUAUGCUGCAGAGAGUGGACUUCCAGGAGAGCCCUCAGUCUCUCAAAGAGCACGUCCUCCAAGAGCGUCUACGAGGUGUUCCAGCUCUGUUGCUCUUGUCGCAGCAGAGCGACGAUUCUUGGGUGCUUUUGCGGUACCUGGAGGUUGGAAAUGGUUGGCAGGUCAUGCCAAGUGAUGUCCCACAGAGCAUGCUACGGGUACAGGGCUACGGGGCAGCCUCCCUCAACAACUAUCUCUUCGUGGCUGGAGGGACCCGUGAGAAUGGUCAAGAGGUGAGCGCUGUCCACUCCUAUAACCCCAGCACUGGAUUCUGGACCGAAGAGCCCGCAAUGAACCAGAAAAGGUACAAUUUCCGUCUCCUCGCAGUGGGCGGGUCUCUCUACGCUGUUGGUGGCCAGUCCUUACAGACCAUGGAGACCUUCAAUCCUGCACAAAACACAUGGAACCUGGCAGCCCCCCUUCCAGACCCCCUGGUGGAGUUCUCAGCUUGUGAGAGCCUGGGGAAGAUCUAUGUGGUCGGGGGUUACACCCCACGAGGACGUAACCUAAAGGUGUUGCGGUACUGCCCGGCGGCCGACCAGUGGACGGAGGUUGAUAUUUGGCGCCAUCACAUCCGGAAGCAGCAGAUGGUGUCCAUUGAGGAGACUUUGUACUCGGUGGGCGGAUUCAUACGGGAUGGUCAGUCCGGACAGAGCGAGGACUCAUUGAGCAUACACUCCUAUGACACUCGGACCAAAGAGUUCACCUGCCUCAAAGUGAACACCUCCAAAUCGGGGCUGAGUAUCUGCUGUACUCUGCACAACGACGGCAUCUAUAUCCUGAGCCGCGACGUCAACCACGGCACGCUGGGCAAGCACCGCGUGUUCCUCAAGUACUGUGUGUUCUCGGAGGUCUGUGAGUACGUCCGCGGAGCCCCGUCUGAGGGCCACAACAUGCACUUGUUUUCUGUCUACCUUUCCUAGAGGCUACAACGUAGCGGUACUGUGAAAGUAAACAGAACCGCCACCCAACCUUCACU